Tachysurus vachellii is the source of this 3236-nucleotide messenger RNA. RefSeq names its product kelch-like family member 31 (gene klhl31). Gene Ontology annotation, cellular component: nucleus; cytoplasm. Lineage: Eukaryota; Metazoa; Chordata; Actinopteri; Siluriformes; Bagridae. Gene Ontology annotation, biological process: negative regulation of protein phosphorylation. Gene Ontology annotation, molecular function: protein binding. The coding region runs from base 142 to 2049 and encodes 635 amino acids. The record is from RefSeq and is a predicted model, not a curated record. The transcript is spliced from 3 exons.
CUCUCUCUCUCUCUCUCUGUGAGUGUGUGUAUGUGUGUGUCUUAUCUCUCUGUCACACCAACGUGGAGCUGCGAGUCCUUCCCCUAACCGGCACCUACUUCAUCUCGGCAUAGGUCUGGGCUGUGACCCCCUGAUACAGUCAUGGCACCCAAAAAGAGCAAGGCCGCUAAGAAGAAUAAAGCAGACAUCAAUGAGAUGACAAUCAUGGUGGAAGACAGCCCCAUCAAUAAAAUCAAUGGGUUAAACACUCUUCUGGAAGGUGGCAAUGGCUUUAGCUGCAUCUCAACCGAAGUCAACGAUACUGCCUAUGCCCCCAACCUGCUGGAGGGCCUUAGCAACAUGAGACAAGACAGUUUCCUGUGUGAUCUGACAAUAGCAACCAAGUCCAAGUCCUUCGAUGUGCACAAAGUUGUGAUGGCAUCUUGUAGUGAGCACAUCCAUAAAAUUCUCAAGAAAGAUCCAACCCUUAAAAAAGUUGACCUCAAUGAGCUGUCCCCGGUUGGUUUGGCCACGGCCAUCACCUAUGCCUACUCUGGAAAACUGACCCUGUCACUCUACACCAUUGGCAGCACGAUUUCAGCAGCCAUGCUGUUACAGAUUCAUACUCUGGUUAAAAUGUGCAGUGACUUCCUAAUGCAGGAGAUCAGUGUUGAAAACUGUAUGUAUGUGGUCAACAUUGCAGAUACAUACAACCUGAAAGAAACAAAGGAGGCAGCGCAGAAGUUCAUGCGUGAGAAUUUCAUCGAAUUUUCCGAGAUGGAACAAUUCUUGAAGCUCACCUAUGAGCAGAUCAGCGACUUCUUAACAGAUGACUCCUUGCAGCUGCCGUCUGAGCUCACAGCCUUUCAGAUUGCAAUCAAGUGGUUGGACUUCGACGAGAAGAGACUGAAGUAUGCCUCAGACCUGUUGACGCACAUUCGCUUUGGCACCAUCACACCUCAAGAUCUGGUCACCCAUGUCCAGACAGUUCCAAGGAUGAUGCAAGAUUCAGAGUGUCACCGUCUUCUGGUGGACGCUAUGAAUUACCAUCUGCUUCCAUACCAGCAGAACAUCCUGCAGUCCAGAAGAACCAAGGUCCGUGGCGGCCAAAAAGUACUGCUUACCGUGGGUGGACGGCCUGCCUUGACUGAAAAGUCCCUCAGCAGGGACAUUCUUUACAGGGAUGAGGACAACAUCUGGAACAGGCUGACUGAAAUGCCUGCAAAGAGCUUUAAUCAGUGUGUGGCUGUCUUGGAUGGCUUCCUCUACGUGGCUGGUGGUGAAGACCAGAAUGAUGCCAGGAACCAAGCAAAGCAUGCUGUCAGCAACUUCUGCAGAUAUGACCCCCGAUUCAACACAUGGAUCCAUCUCACCAGCAUGAUACAAAAGCGUACACAUUUCAGUAUCAACACCUUUAAUGGUCUUCUGUUUGCUGUUGGUGGACGCAACUCCGAUGGCUGCCAGGCUUCCAUCGAGUGUUAUGUUCCGUCCUCUAACCAGUGGCAGUUGAAAGCCCCCAUGGAGGUACCAAGAUGCUGUCAUGCUAGCACAAUCAUCGAUGGUAAGAUCUUGGUAUCUGGAGGUUACAUCAACAAUGCUUACUCCAGGGCCGUGUGCUCGUAUGACCCAUCAACAGAUAGUUGGCAGGAUAAAAACAGCCUGAGCACUCCGAGAGGCUGGCAUUGUUCCAUCACUGUUGGAGAGCGGGCUUACGUUCUAGGUGGUAGCCAGCUCGGAGGGCGCGGGGAGAGGGUUGACGUCUUGCCAGUCGAAUGUUUCAAUCCUCAUUCAGGCCAGUGGAGCUAUGUUGCCCCCUUGCACACAGGUGUGAGCACGGCAGGUGUGGCAACGCUGAAUAAUAAGAUUUACCUCCUGGGCGGAUGGAACGAGGUGGAGAAGAAGUACAAGAAAUGCAUUCAGGUAUACAACCCCGACCUUAAUGAAUGGACUGAUGAUGAUGAGCUGCCCGAGGCUACAGUGGGCAUCUCAUGCUGUGUUCUUAACAUCCCCACCCGCAAAACACGAGAAUCCAGGGCCAGCUCAGUAUCAUCUGCUCCGGUCAGUAUAUAGGUGACAAGAUAAGAUAGGGGAACAUGGCUAGUUCAAUCAUGCAUAAUAUAUUUUUAAGCUUUUCCUCUCAACUGUGAAAUACUUUUCACACUCAGGACAACCAUACUCGUCAAAACCUAUCCUCAUGUCAUUUUAAUGCGCAAUCACAUCCUAAACAGUUCCAUUUAUUUCCGAAUCUUAAAUAACAAUAUGUUAUGUGAUUAUUAUUAUAAUUACAUUUUCAAUUUGGAUCAAAUCUGCAACUAUUCUUCAAAUUUUGGAUGAAUUUUCAAGCAUUAAAGUGGCUUGUAGGUUAUGAGAACAUUGAUAUCCAAUUAAGUUUUUCGUUCAAAGAUUGAACAAUUUUUAGAUUGAUAUUUUUUUUGUGUUUUAACAGCAGAAAGAAUUUUCUAAUUAAACAUAUUCAGCCAUAAUUCACAUAAUAGCUGUAUUUUAAAAUGGGGCCAAGGCUUAUAAUUAUACACUAAUGCAGUUGGUAGUACAUCAUGAAAUAUGCUUAACAUGAUCUGAAGUCACAAAAGUAUGUUUAUGUACUUGAGUUCUAAGGAAGCCAAUUAUAUACAAAAGCUUAUCUAGCUUAAUCUAACAUCUCAUCCAUUCUUAACUAUUGAUGGCUCACUAUUAAAUACUGCUCUUUGUGACACCAUAAGCUAGUAUGGAAUGUGUAUUGAGUAUGAGUAUGGAAUGGGAUAUAUGAAUGCUUAGCAUUUCACGUCAGGUAGUCCUUCCUACCUGCCAGGUGUCGGGGUAAUAGAAGCAGUUUACUUUUCCAUCUGACACUUUAAUAGACAACAUUAAAAUAUAAAAAAAAAUGCAAAAGAAACUAUAGAAGACAAGAUGGAGUUGAAUGGUUCGACAGGAAAGACUUGUUUUGUAAAACGAUUAAGUGGUUAAUGAAAAAAAAGAUACGUGCCUGAGCUGACUACUUUGGCAGUAAUGAUUUUGGAUUAUUCCUACCAGCUCAUGUUUUAAAACUUUUGUAGGUUCUUGAACAGAGGGACAACCGCACAACAACAGUAUUAAAAUGUUUUUAAAAUGUGACCGAGAAGUGUAAAAUGUGACUGAGAAGUGUAAGAUGUGACUUUGAGAAGAGUAAUAAUUGUAUUUAUGCUGAUUCAUUGUAUGAUGAAUUAUGCAUAUUCAUUGUACGUGUCCAACUUCUGCAUAUUUAUUAAAGGUUCCUAAAA